Molecule: messenger RNA, 5290 nt
Organism: Anopheles gambiae (African malaria mosquito)
Lineage: Eukaryota; Metazoa; Arthropoda; Insecta; Diptera; Culicidae
Product: homeobox protein abdominal-B
Exons: 5
Coding region: 3288-4421 (377 amino acids)
Biological process (GO): anterior/posterior pattern specification; regulation of transcription by RNA polymerase II; proximal/distal pattern formation
Cellular component (GO): nucleus
Molecular function (GO): RNA polymerase II cis-regulatory region sequence-specific DNA binding; DNA-binding transcription factor activity, RNA polymerase II-specific
Source: RefSeq, a predicted model, not a curated record
AUUAAUAGCCACACACUCACAAACCAAUUUGAAUAUGAAGUUAUUUCGGGAAAUUGAGUAUUUUUUGUAAUUUCCGAAAGGUCGAUUAAGGCCAAUAUAUUACAGUUUAUUGUACACAUAUAAAUAGCCAGCUUUUAUUAGUUGCUUAUGAAAAGUUGAACAUGUUUAGUUCAAGCACCAAUAUGAGCUUGCACUUUGAAAUUAUAGUAAUACUUAUUAUAUUAUAUUUUAAAAAUGAAGAAGAAACAAUCAAAACGGAAACAAAGUAUGACUUUUAGUAUGUCGCCCCAUGGUAAGAUCUUCACAUAAAACUUAAAGAACAACACAUAGAACACAAAAUGGCAAAAAUCAAAAGGUUCAGAACUAGUACAUCGUACAACGAUUACAUAACGAUAAAAUGAAUAAGUUUUUUUUAAAUAAUUAAAACCAUUUGAUCUUGGGUUGCACUAUUUACAACAAAUUUCCUGUGAAUUUUAGUCAAUCAAAAUGCUCAUUUAAUGGGCUCAAUCAAAAGCUCAAUUUACCUGCUUUAUACCAUUAGAUAUUUUUUUACCGUUUUUUGAUGUUUUGAGGUUGCAAGUGUUUGAAACGAGUUCGUUGAUUUGUUGAACUGAUUGGACUUAUUUUGUUUGUAAGUCGUUGGAUUUAGGUUAAAGAAAAAUCUUGUAGUUGUAAGAAUAAUUGAUGAUAUGAAUUGAAUGAUAGCCAUGGCCUAUUAUUUUUUUUACACUAGACUGCAAUUAAAUUGAUUCGUCAUCCUUUUUAUACGUCUGUGUUUUGCCAAAUAAACAAUCGUUAUAAAAGUUGGUGUUUAAUGAUCGUGUAGGUCCUAUAACAUAAAAAUCAACACUCUCUCACUCACACACAAACAAAGCUAAGAUUUGGCGAAAAAUGUAGCACAACUACAAGCUAUAGCGUUUGGAUGUCGGGAAUAUGUUGAGCCAUCGGUACUUGCUAACAUGCCACUUCCUGUACUAAAUACAUAGUCUUAUGUUUUUGUGAUUGAUUAAUUAUUUUAGGAUUCAAUUAAAGGAUUAUUUUACCAAUAUGUCAGAAUAGGAUGGCCUCAAACAUUCAAUAAUACCUCUUAUUGGUCCUGUAAAAGUUGCGGCUCGAAUGCUAGUCGGUGUUUGUAAAACAGUUAGGGACGUGCGUGUCUACACCUAUUCACAAUAUCUGUAUAUGUGUAGGUUGUGAUACUUAAGAUGGAGUGGAUGAUGAGCAAAGAUGUUUUCAAAGUAGCGAUUCCGUUUUAUUAUGAUUAUUUUAUGAUUAUUGCAUUAAUUAUGGACCUAUGGAAUAAUUACUUAAACGUUUUGUGGAAUGUUGUUAUAAGUGUAUCUUAAUGGCUUGAAAUAUCUGGGACUAUAAAUUUAUAUUGCACUCUUUUGUUUUAACAUUUGGUUUUAUUGCAUUGAAUGUCAUACGCGUGAUUAUAUUUGUCUGAGCGCCACAGGUGAUAGCGCAGAACGGAAGCAUGCGUUGUGGUGAUAUAGCAGCAUAAGUACACAGCUUUUAUUAAAUCAAAUAAUUUCACCUGUGAGAUCAGCAGCAGUCGAUUUUCGACCAUAAAAUAGCCGAGACUCGCAUGAAUAGUACAGUGUUUCAACAAAAGAUGUCGCGAGUUGUGCGCUGCUUUUGUUGUGUUGGUGUUAAAAUACGAUACACUGACUUGCGUAAAAGUGCUGCCCCUUCUUUUUGAAUGCUCACCAAUACCAGCAACAACUGUAUCAGUACAUUGCGUAUACGUACACGCCAUAAGCAAUCGAGAGUAAACAUACGCGAGAGCAAUCGGAAAAGGUUUUUUCUUGUGUUUAACAAUAGCAUAUGGGGUGCCCUACAGGAGAGAAUGCGAGAUAUAAGGUCGCUCUCUUUCAUGUAAACGGUGCUUCCACUCACUCUAACGUUGAUGUUCAGGUGUUCUUUCCUUGUCGAGCUAACAAGAAAUCUUUGGAUUGCGCAAGAGCGCCUUUAUUUAUCUCACACAGCAAAAGAAGCGCGUUUGCGGUGUGUUGUGCAAACACGCAAGUUCUAUGAUUUUGUUUUCAGUGUAAAGCUGAACUUCUUCAAGUAAAGACGAAAUUCGGGAAGUCGUAGCGCCACACACACUACGCAUACAUUAGCGUUCAACGAAGUGGGAGUGUAGGAAACGGAACGUGGCGAAGCAACGUGAACGAAAGCGUGGGGUGGUAGCGAGGGUGGAAUCAAACUAUGUGCAUCUGUUAACGCAGACGAGAAAGGUUGAAGCAAGAUCGGUUCUUUUAAGUUUUUUUUGUGAGCAUGGCUGUGCAGUUUAAGAUCAGAACGAUGGACAUGUUUUGAGUUUGAAUAAUCCGUUGACUUAAUGCUUAAUUCAUUAGCAUAGUAACCUACUCGUGCAGUGAAUGUACCAAAACUAACAAGUCUGCUUCAUUUUGCUUUAAUGUGUUUGACAUGCGAGUUAUGAAGUAGCAAAACCCAAUCUUUUAGCAGGUUGGAUACUUUGUAAGAGGAAAAAAGUGAUUGAUCAAGUGCUGCUAUUGAUUGCUGAAAGCUAGCAGUAUUAUUUUCCUUGGUGCAUUAAAAUGACUGAUAUGUUCGAGUUGAUUGAAUCAAGGCAUCGGUGAGACAGAUUAAAAUAAUCAAUUCAAAAAAUUAUUUUGUACAUUAUUUUUUGUGAUUAAACGAACAAGUGAAUUUGUCAUUGUCAUUGAAAUCUUACAAUGUCAUUAAUUGUUAGCAGUUACUACAUGCUAAAAUCAGCACUAGUGGUGGAUAGAGAAGCUUGAAACAGAGUGUUGAAUUAUAAGUUUUGAUUGGGAAGCUUCCUUUGUUUUUGUUAAACAUGAAAUUGUGUGGUGUUAUCUGUGUGUUGCUCGAUAUUGUUGGUGAGGAUUUUUACUGAUGGUGUCCAAUUUAAUUUUUGGUUAAGUGAUACAUAAAUUAAAUUACAUAUGCUGUGAUACUUGCUAUUGUCGAAUUGUCUGAAAUUUCAUCAAAUAUUGAUUGGGAAAUCGUGUAGCUGAAAAAAUAACAUUGAUGCAUUAAUUUGAGCGAUUGCGAAGAAUAUUAUAGUGCUGCAUUAUUUGAAGUGCUUCAAAGUGUGUUUGUGUUGGCUGUUGGUUUUUAUAUUUUUUAUUGGUUGUACUGUUUUGUGAAAAAAUACAAAAAUUACUAUCACACUGCUGAAUCACCACUAUCCUCAUCACUCCUCUGACCUGGCGUGCGCAAUAUACCACGAUCCCCACGAUGUCACGGCAGGGUCGCACGCUGCUGCCGGGGCCUGGUGGGGGCAGCAUUCCCAUCCAAUGCAUGCGGUCGGAGCGGCUAUGUAUGGUGAGGAUACGACAGGGCAAACUGGUAUUGAUAGUCGCAGUCCUCCCGCCUCUAUGCACAACUCUUCAAACCACAAUAGUGCUGCCAGUCUUAUCGUACAACAACAGCAGCAACAACAGCAGCAACAACAGCAGCAAGUUGCAGCAGCUGCAGCCGCAGCAGCAGCGGCAGUGGCCCAACAACAGCAGGUGCAGGCUCAGUCUGCAGCACCUUCGCAAACACAGAAUACUUCUUCUUCGAACGCAUCCCAGCAGCAAAGUAGCGGAGGAGCAGUGGUAUCCCCAGCGACUCAAAUCGUUCCUCCAUCCGCUGCUAGUGAAUCACCGGGAAGCGUGAGUUCACAGCCAUCAGGUCCUAUCCAUAUACCAGCAAAACGUCCCGCGUUUGAUACAGAUACUCGGUUGAGGCAUUCAUAUCCCUGGGGCAACGACUCAGCGGCUGAUUACGCUUACCAUGCACAGUAUCCACCAUAUGCGUUGGCGACUGAUAUCAAACCAAUGUACUACCCUAGCUACCCAACUGAAGCCAAUUUUCAACCACACCCAUAUUAUCCUAAAUAUGAGCCAGAUGCCUAUAUUACAGCAUCGACUGAACGAUCACGUGGAGUCACAGGUGAUCAACCUUCUUUGCAGUCUAGCUACGAAUCAUACAACUCGUCUGGGUUGAGAUCGUAUUCAAGUGAAACAUAUCCUAAUCCUGGCUCCAGCUUAUCUGUUGGUGUCAGUGGUGUUGGUUCAUGCACACCUUCCAAUCCGCUUGAGUGGACAGGCAAUGUAACUGUGAGGAAGAAACGGAAGCCAUACUCUAAAUUCCAAACGUUGGAAUUGGAAAAAGAAUUCCUUUUCAAUGCAUACGUUUCAAAGCAGAAACGAUGGGAACUUGCUCGCAAUCUCAACCUUACUGAACGCCAGGUAAAGAUAUGGUUCCAAAAUCGGCGAAUGAAAAAUAAAAAAAACAGUCAGCGUCAAUCUGCGCAAGCAAAUAGUGGUAGUAGUAACAACAGUUCCAGUCAUAGCCAUUCCCAGGCGCAGCCUCAUCACAAUCCUCAUCAUAUAGGCCUAGGACUGGGAAUGUCAACACUACAUGGCUCUAAAAUGCAUCAGUGACCUUUCGAGCAACAACCACACCAAUCGAAAAUACACACACAGCAUAAUCAGCAAGAUUCUCAACAAACCUUUCAGCAACUUCAGUUGCAGCACCAACAUCAUUCAAAUUCGACAACAAUUCAUGACCAAGCACAGCAACAGACACAUUCACAUUCUCUGCAUUCUCACUUAAUUCAUCAACCAUCUUAUCAAUCCAACCCCCCAGAUAACCAGAUGAAACAGGAGCUUUGCGACACAAUUAAUGCGUCGAUGUGUAAUAAUUUUCCUCAUGCACCACCCAUAAACUAUCGACAGCAACAAUGAUUUAAAAUUUUAAACCAAUUCGCCACAUAUGAUAAUUCGGUAGUAGAAGAUGAUGUGCCGCUAUGGCAAAGUUAAUACGUAAAUGAAUCGAGUUUGAAAGAAGUGAGAAUAGAAGGACACAGGUAUAUUGAAAAGCCGAUCGCCAACAAUAUCCAGAUAUUGCAUAAAAAAGCAAGGAAACUCUGCGAACUAUGUAAAGGAAUCCACCGAAUAUAGAGCGACAGCGUAAGUUGCGUUUGCGAGGAGUAUUCUGGAAAAUCUGAAGUGUUGUUGGGACAGGUGUAAAUAAAUCUUAGGUAUGUAAGCUAUCCAGCCAGUGAGAAAUGUCCAAAAUUAAGACCGAGAGUGGGUUAUUUAAGCUAAGGGUUAAGGGAAAACGAAACUUUCAACGAAUCAUAAAUAACAGCACGAGGCAAUAUGAAGGGACAAGCGGAGCAACAGUCCAAUUAGGAAACUGUUUCGAGCAAUCAUAAUGUAGCCCUGUUGCUCGUGUCGGCGUAUGAAGUAAAUGAAGAGAGUAGUUGAAACAGGUAGUUCAUAAAGUAAUAUAAAUAUUUAAAAUCAAA